Molecule: messenger RNA, 690 nt
Organism: Papilio polytes (common Mormon)
Lineage: Eukaryota; Metazoa; Arthropoda; Insecta; Lepidoptera; Papilionidae
Exons: 1
Molecular function (GO): nucleic acid binding; zinc ion binding
Source: RefSeq, a predicted model, not a curated record
AAAAAAUGUCUUCAAAUGUUGGAAAUAUUACGCCGUUCCAUCAUAAAAGCCAAGAAUGGCACAUUUUCAAAAGCAGGUUGAAGAUGUUUUUGAAGAUUAACGGUGGAUUAAAGGGCAAUGAAAAUGCGGUACUUUUGACACACCUCACGGAGAAGACGUAUCGAUUGGUGCGGAACCUACUAUACCCCAGGAUUAUAGAAGACGCAACAUUUGACGAGCUGGUCAGCGUACUCGACGCGGCCCAGGCUCUCGAAGUGGCCCAGCAGACUGCCUGCGCGCGUCAAGCGCGAGCCAUCAUGGUGGAUGCCGGCAUGAAGCAGGAGCCGAUGUUCAAGGUCAGCGACGGAGUACGGCGUAGGGGCGCCGGCGUCGCUUCAUCGUCACGUUCGCCGCAAGAUCCCAGUGUAUGUUCAGUGUGUGGAAAGACAAAUCAUUCUUCAAACAGGUGUCGUUUUCGAAAUUAUACGUGUAAAAAUUGUGGACAGAGAAGUCACCUAGCUAUAAUGUGCGGUAAAAAGAAAUCAGCAAGUAAGUUAUACAACUUAGACGAGGACUCCCCAAGUAAGGCGGAGGUCACGGAGUGCCCGGACUGCGACCUAUUUAAUCUCAGGUAUGUCACUAAUGAUCCAUUACACUUAGAAGUAGAAAUUAGUAAUCAUAAAAUGAAUAUGGAACUUGAUAUAGGGUCGG